AGAGAGAGAGAGAGAGAGAGACUAGUCCCCACAACUGCCUGUGCUCGCAGCUGGACAAAACUGCCACCGCCAAUAAUGCUUGGGACCUUGCAAACCAGACAACCCCUCCCCCCCUCUCUCCCUUCUGCUCAGUCUCACCAACUCUCUCAGUUUCAUGCAUAUCUAAGCAUUACCAGCAUAUCUUCUCAAUCAGUUUGAGAGUACUUCCACCCUUCAUUUCUUACCUCACACCUCCCCCCCUCCCUUUGUUACUUUUCACCCUCCACUUUAUUCACCUCAGCUCUUUAACCUCUCUCUCUCCCUCUUCUCUCUCUCUCUCUCUCUCUCUCUCUUCUCUCGGUGAAGGAGGACUGGAACGAGGAGGCCCAUUUAUUCAAUCACUUGUGCAGAGUACUCUCUAUACCUGUUCUCUGAUCUUCUCAAUAAGUCAGUUCUUCAAGGCUAAAGCAGCACAGCAUUUAAUAUUGUUCUAUUAUAAGAGCAUAUUUCACUCCUAUCCGAAAACAAAAUAUAUUUUGUGUUGUUCGAUUCAUGGGGUCUCAUAAUUCUUCCGCUUCUCAUUGGGGCUUCUCACAUUUAUUGCAAUUGUUCUGUUAGCAUAAAUGGAAUGUUGGUAAUAUGUUUCUAGAGAGAGAAAGACACAAUUUAAGGAACACCCAACAAACUGCUGCUGCUGCUGCUCUCUCUCUCUCUCUCUCUCUCUCUCUGCAGCCUGUAAUGGAGAGGCUAGUUCAAGGACCCAUUAAUCCCUGUCAGUCCUUUGGUGAGCAUUUGGAUUUUCAGUUGGAGCAAAGUUUGAAUUUCACAACUGAAAGCUUGAGCUUUGAGGAGGAAGAAGAAUCCCACCACCACCUCUUAAUGCCAAGCUUGGAGGACAGAAUGCCAUUUCUCCAGAUGCUACAAAGUGUUAAUUCCUCCACCACCACCACUACACCUUAUUUUCCAUUGAAAGAGCCAAGCUUUCAAACACUUUUGAAACUCCAACACUUCAAAAAGCCAUGGGAGUUGGACGAAACUUACAUGCCUGAAAUGGAAACCACAAUUCAGAGAGCUCCAGAACUUGAGAGCUGUGUGACCCAUGAAAUGGUUGAGCUGCAACAUUCACCUGUGAAAUCAGAAGGGAAAGACUUUCAUCUCCAACACUCGAUUUCUGAGUGCAACCAAGGGGAAGAAAAUCCCAGCUCAGCUGCUGGGUCUCCACCCCCACCUACCUGGGUUCAGGUACAUAAUGGUACUGAGGAAACCCAGCAACCCAAAUCUCCUGCCACCAGGGAGAGGAGAAAGCGGAAGAGAACAAGGCCAACUAAGAACAAGGAAGAAGUGGAGAGCCAGCGGAUGACCCACAUAGCGGUGGAGCGCAACCGUCGCCGCCAGAUGAAUGACCAUCUCAAUGUCCUCAGGUCCCUCAUGCCCACUUCUUACAUUCAAAGGGGUGACCAAGCAUCAAUUGUGGGGGGUGCAAUAGAUUUUGUGAAGGAAUUGGAGCAGCUACUUCAUUCCCUUGAAGCCCAAAAAAGAAAUAGAAAAACAGCUGAUCAAAUUCAAGGGAUGAACAAUAAUGGUAACAACAACAGCUCUUUCAGCUCCUCACCAGCAUCCUCCUCUUCUCCCUGCAGCAUGGCAAUGCCAUCCAAUGGAAUGUUCAUGACUCUAUCCCAGUGCAGAAUUGGUUCUCAUGAUCAAGAAGGCACCACCGCCAUCGCCACCGCUGCCACCGCCUUUGAGGAUGAAGGCACAGCUCAGAACAAGUCUGAGGCUGCAGACAUAGAUGUCACUGUGAUCCAAUCUCAUGUCAACUUAAAAGUCCAGUGCCAAAGGAGAGCUGGGCAGCUGAUGAAAGCCAUCCUUGCAUUGGAGGAUCUUAGGCUAACUGUUUUGCACCUCAACGUUACAUCUUCACAAGACACUGUUCUUUACUCUUUCAAUCUCAAGAUAGAAGAAGGUUGUCAUUUAGGAUCAGCAGAUGACAUUGCAAGAGCCGUGCAUCAGAUAUUCAGCUUCAUCAAUGGCAGCAGUUGAUUGGUUCAGUGAGUCAAAAGCACUGACGAUCCUGAAAAGUAGCUAACUUCAUUUCAUUUCUGAGAGAGAGAGAGAGGAGCAGGCAGAAAUGUAAGGUGGUCUUUCACUCUUUUAGGAUAUUUGGGAGAUGGGGGAGCAGAAAAAUUGGCACCUAUGCUUUUACAUUGCUUCCAUCUCGUAGAAUGUAAAUUUGUGACUUGUGAGUUGUUGUGCCCACUUAGGGUGUAGUGUGUGACAAGGCAGAUGAUGUUUACUACUUGUUUCUUAAA
Molecule: messenger RNA, 2288 nt
Organism: Pyrus x bretschneideri (Chinese white pear)
Lineage: Eukaryota; Viridiplantae; Streptophyta; Magnoliopsida; Rosales; Rosaceae
Product: transcription factor bHLH57-like
Exons: 4
Coding region: 619-2019 (466 amino acids)
Biological process (GO): guard cell differentiation
Molecular function (GO): protein dimerization activity; DNA-binding transcription factor activity
Source: RefSeq, a predicted model, not a curated record